CGAAAUGAUUAAUUCUGAAAGGCUUCUGCCUUGGUGUCACUGGGGUUUGUCACCUGAGGACCUGAGCUGUGCCUGUGACAGAUGGCAGUGGCCCGGUGAGCAGCGACAGCCACGGGACAGCACGGAGCCCAUGGAAUAGAGGAGCUCAGCAACUCCGAGCAGGACCGGGGCCAGCCCGAGGCAGAGGCAGAGCCGGACAUGCCAGAGCCAGCCCCGCUCGGCGGGGACAGGAAAGCGGCGGAGAAGAAGCGGGUGGAGAAGGUGGGAGCCAAGGGCAGCGCUGCCGGGCCGCCAGUGCCCAGGAGCCUCCCCGUGCCGAGCAAGGCGGAGCCGCCCAGCCUGGACCCCGCGGAGGAGCCGCUGCUCUGGGAAGGGCUCACCCUCAACAAGUGCAUCCUGGUGGCCUCGGUGGUGGCCCUGCUCAGCGUCACCUUCCAGGUGCUCCAAGCCCCAUGCUCCAAGGACGGACUCGCCCGCGGCCGCCAGGAGCCUCCGCCCCCUCCCGUUCCCGAGGUGGUGAGCCCCAAGGUGGAGAUCCCAGAGGCGGUGACUGCCCAGCCUGCGCCGCCUCCAGAGAGCAGCGCGGUGGAGGAGGAUGAGGAUGAUGAAGACGGUGACGAUGACGAUGACAGCGAAGCUGACAGCAACCUGGGAGAACCCUGGAUCUUCAAGAAGUGGUUUGGCCGUGCAACACCAGAGGAUGAGGACAAGGAUGGGGACAAGGAUGAAGACAAGGAUGAGGACAAGGAUGAGGACAAGGAUGAGGAUGAGGACAAGGAUGAGGAUGAGGACGAGGAUGAAGAACCUGCAGAUGUCCCCGAGGUGCCAACAGCUGUGAUGGAGGGGAAGAAGAGCCAGGAGAAGCAGGAGAUGAAGGGCUGUGAGGUGGGACUGGUGGGUACCAACCUCCAGCCGUGCCUCCCCACUGCAAACCCCGAGCAGGUGCAGCCCGGACAAGCCCAGGAGCUGCUCCCAAGGGUUCGGCUCCGCUGGAAGAUGAUCGGGGGCGGGCGGCCCGUGCUGCCGCCGGCGGGGACACACGGAGCAGGUGCUCUGGCAGCCGUUUGCCCCCGCUCCCAUUAA
This is a messenger RNA of Camarhynchus parvulus, 1083 nucleotides long. RefSeq names its product acidic leucine-rich nuclear phosphoprotein 32 family member B-like. The record is from RefSeq and is a predicted model, not a curated record. The transcript is spliced from 8 exons. Bases 199 to 1083 code for a protein of 294 amino acids. NCBI's taxonomy places the organism in Eukaryota, Metazoa, Chordata, Aves, Passeriformes, Thraupidae.